Prunus dulcis (almond) is the source of this 1922-nucleotide messenger RNA. RefSeq names its product 3-oxoacyl-[acyl-carrier-protein] synthase I, chloroplastic. Gene Ontology annotation, biological process: fatty acid biosynthetic process. Lineage: Eukaryota; Viridiplantae; Streptophyta; Magnoliopsida; Rosales; Rosaceae. The coding region runs from base 234 to 1649 and encodes 471 amino acids. Gene Ontology annotation, molecular function: 3-oxoacyl-[acyl-carrier-protein] synthase activity. The record is from RefSeq and is a predicted model, not a curated record. The transcript has 7 exons.
AGAUAUGGCAGGCAGAGGCAGCUGAAACCAAAACGCCCACUUCACACACACCGCACUUCACCCCCAAACUCUCCUCCUCCUUCCUACGAAUAAAAACCAAUCCAACAACACAACGCACAGCACGCAAGCACGAGAUCACUCUCUCUCUCUCUCUCUCUCUCUCUCUCACUAACAUCGUUGGCGUCGUCACCUCUCUCACUCCUCCCAUUAUCUCAGUCAAUUAGUCAAGCACCAUGCAGGCCCUCCAAUCCUCUUCCCUCCGACCCGCUCCCCUGGACCCGAUUCGGAAACGGACCCCCCAUUUCCCCAGUGUCACUCCCAGACCCACCAGCUCGAGGCGCGUCUCAUUCAUCUCCGCCUCCUCGGCCCCGGCCGUGUCCGCCCCGAAGCGCGAGAAGGACCCGAAGAAGCGGGUAGUCAUCACCGGCAUGGGCCUCGUGUCCGUCUUCGGCAACGACGUCAAUGCUUACUAUGACAAGCUACUCGCCGGAGAGAGUGGCGUGGGUCCCAUCGACCGGUUCGAUGCGUCCAAGUUCCCGACCCGGUUCGGGGGCCAGAUCCAUGGGUUCUCGUCAGAGGGGUACAUUGAUGGCAAGAACGAUCGACGACUGGACGAUUGCCUUCGGUACUCCAUUGUUGCUGGGAAGAAAGCUCUAGAGGAUGCUGAUCUUGGUGGCGACAAGCGCUCAAAGCUUGAUAAAUCGCGGGCUGGGGUGCUUGUUGGAUCAGGAAUGGGUGGUCUUACUGUCUUUUCUGAUGGUGUCCAUGCAUUGAUAGAAAAAGGCCACAGGAAAAUAACCCCAUUUUUCAUUCCUUAUGCUAUUACAAACAUGGGGUCUGCGUUGCUUGGUAUUGAUCUGGGUUUUAUGGGACCAAAUUAUUCGAUUUCGACUGCUUGUGCUACUUCAAAUUACUGUUUCUAUGCUGCUGCGAAUCACAUUCGUCGAGGUGAGGCUGAUUUGAUGAUUGCUGGCGGAACCGAAGCUGCCUUAAUUCCUGUUGGUCUUGGAGGUUUUGUUGCGUGCAGGGCCUUAUCUCAGAGAAAUGAUGAUCCAAAAACUGCUUCAAGGCCAUGGGACAAAGAUAGAGAUGGAUUUGUUAUGGGUGAAGGUGCCGGAGUAUUGGUAAUGGAGAGCUUGGAACAUGCAACAAAACGAGGUGCACCAAUUAUUGCCGAGUACUUGGGAGGGGCUAUAAACUGUGAUGCUUAUCAUAUGACUGAUCCAAGAGCUGAUGGGCUUGGUGUGUCUACAUGCAUAGAGAGAAGCCUUGAAGAUGCUGGUGUGUCACCUGAGGAGGUUAACUACAUCAAUGCGCAUGCCACUUCCACUCUUGCUGGUGACUUGGCUGAGAUAAAUGCUAUAAAGAAGGUGUUCAAGAACACUAGAGAUAUUAAAAUCAAUGCAACUAAGUCUAUGAUAGGGCACUGUCUUGGUGCUUCUGGGGGUUUGGAAGCUAUUGCUACAGUUAAAGCCAUAACAACGGGAUGGCUGCAUCCUUCCAUAAAUCAAUUUAAUCCAGAGCCUUCAGUGGAGUUUGACACUGUUGCCAAUGUAAAGAAGCAGCAUGAAGUAAAUGUUGCCAUAUCAAACUCAUUUGGAUUUGGUGGACAUAACUCUGUCGUUGCCUUUUCUGCAUUCAAGCCCUGAUCAUCCCAGCUUGUGUUCAAGUUUUGUACUACAUCAAAUGUUGCUUAGAGGAGAUCUUAAAUUGUUUCUGAGGCAGAGCUUCAUCCUUUUACUUUUGAGGCCACUUGUAGUUUUGUAAUAAUUCAAAGUUACUCUCUAUUUUAAAGACGCAAGUCAGUUUUAGUUACAAGGUUCUGUGAGUCUAGUAGGAUAAUGUUUUUUCUCUUCACUUUUGAAUGAUGUGGUGGUUAGUGUGAAAUUGUUGUAUGAAAUGGAAGGCUGUUUUGAUACAUU